UUGUGGCAAACGGUAAGGUUAGCCGAAAAUGAAACUGACACGCUGUUUACUUGUGGUGGCUGUGGUUGCGUUCGAAAUUGCGGUUAUUUACGGUUCUAGCGGAGUGGAAGUCAACGAAUAUAGCAACUCCACAAGGGUUCUGACGCGUCGAAAGCGGUAUUUAAUUUUUCGGGAUAUUUCCAGGGGCUUCGCUCGAUGUAACGUCAAAGAUAGAGCGGUAGAUUCAACAAAUAUCUGGGCUCAAGGCGUUGGAUAUCGUUGGAAUGUUGAAUUCACCAAUCCGCCGGGACUAAGAAUCACUAAACGGGAUCUACAUAAUAGUAUCAGCGAAAUGAUCCAAUCACACGGAUUUGAUGGACGGGCGUGCAUUUUGAGAACUUUUUGUGAAAUAUCGAAAGCCGUCACACCUAAAAGUGGAAUGUUGUUUAAACUGUUCAAAAAAAUUUUCACCGACUCUGACGCUAGUUCCACUGGUUCUAACAGUUUACCGGAGGGUGAUGAGUUGUAUUUUCCAUACUUAAAAUCAACCGACUGUCAGGAGCUGGACCAACAUUGUCCGAUCUCACAUCUAGCGUUACCCGAAGGCAGUGAAGUGCGAUAACAUAUUUCCGCAGAGGACACAAUGAACUUCAAUGGCGAUGCCACAGACGAUUUCGUACUUUCAUGCCUUGACAACGGUUACAAUUCUACUCUGUAUGGCUGUUUUCUAUGAAAAUAUAUGUUUACU
This is a messenger RNA of Wyeomyia smithii (pitcher-plant mosquito), 727 nucleotides long. RefSeq lists its product as uncharacterized. The transcript has 4 exons. The record is from RefSeq and is a predicted model, not a curated record. The coding region runs from base 29 to 601 and encodes 190 amino acids. Lineage: Eukaryota; Metazoa; Arthropoda; Insecta; Diptera; Culicidae.